AUGUUUACCACGUUCAUUGCCAAGUCCCCAGUCGAAGAACCUACAAGGGGCAGAUUGCCCGCUAGAAAAAAGCGUGCUCAAGUUGCGAGAGCCUGCCAUUGGUGCCGUGUCCAUCGAGUGAGAUGUGAUAGUACAUAUCCCUGUACGAGCUGUCGAAACAGAGGAAUCUCGUGCAGAAGUGAAGCAGUAACAGAGGCACGAACUCUUCCCCAGGCUAUAAUAGAAAUUGAGGAGUUGAAGCAGAAGGUCAAGGAGCUGGAAGGAAAGCUGGCGCAUGAAAAGCAAGCUAAACUCCGAAGGAUUCCUGCAGUCCCGCCUACUCCACGUUUGCACGAUUGUUCGAAACCCCGUAGCGGAACAGAGGCCUUCAACCAGCAUGAAAUCGGGAAGAGAUGCUGGGAAGGCAUUCAUGCUCGAACCGCACGUGGCCAGCAGACUCAAUGGUAUGGUCCAUCAUCCACUUUCUACUUCAUUGGUCGCAUGAGCACUUACCUCCGCUCGAUCCUUCCAUCACCUUUGCUGGACGAACAAAUACAGCCAAACUCGGCAAGUAGAUCUUUUGCCAGUCCCAUCUACUCUAAGAAAGUAGUCUUAGAGGACAACACUUGGACAAGGGAUGCUUCAGCUCGCGAGGAAUACUUAACCGGGAUCCAGGAAGAAUAUUUUCUGGGAAUGUUCUGGCAUUCUUAUCAUUGCACAUAUCAAAUCCUCGAUGAAUCGGAAUUCAAGGAGCAUUACAAAUCUCUGUGGACAUCUGCUGGACACACUCGAAGACCCUCCGCUCUCGUAGACAUUGUUCUGGCUAUCUGCAUGCAAUACGGGGUUGCAUUCCUCCCACAAAGCUGCGCCGGUAUCGAAAAGAAGACUAAUGUGGAUGUCACUGAUGCCACUAUUGCCGGUCGUUGGUACUAUCACCGAUGUCAAACAUUGUUGACCGCCGAGCUUGAGAGCCCAUCCAUCUCCACUCUUCAGUCUCACAUCCUCUCUGCUAUCUAUCUCUGCAACGCCUCGUUCCAGAACAUGGCUCAUACCACUUUGGCUACAGCUAUACGCAUCGCGCACAUUUUAGGGCUUCACCUUGAGCCUCCUGAAACCAUGCCACGAGUCCAGCGAGAAUUAAGGAAGCGUAUAUGGUGGACUCUAUAUACUAUUGAGAGCAAGACAAGCAUGAAAUUGGGACGUCCUGCAAUUGUGCAACCGAUUGACUUCAUGUGCUCCCUUCCAGCAGACAAGCAUGCCGUAGCAUCAAUUUCAGGGUCAAAUUUCGCACCCGUGGACGAACGCGUUUCAUGGCUGACCUACGGGGUUCAGCUUGGGAAGUUAAUCCUUGCUGCCAGAGAGACUUACCUGUCGUUCUACACCAAAUGUGAUGAAAUCAUGGCCGCCAAUAACUUCAACACUAUCUACAACGAUCCUGAAGUACUGGAGAGUGCUGCUGACUUCAUCAAGUCCAACAUGCAACCAUUAAGCCAAUGGCGAGAUGAUGUUCCUGAGGCGUUGAAGACAAAAAGAAAAGAUGCAGGAGAGCGAUUCUCGACAGAUCGGUCGCCGCUGGAGGUCCAAAAAUUUGCGCCUCUCUGGCUUCAGCGACAACGAGUCUUCCUCGAACUCCUCUAUCACAACCUAAGCAUGAACCUCUACCGACCAUCCAUCUGCUUCACGCCAGCUGCUCACGAUUCAACACCAGCAGCAGACGCGCACUCGGUAGCUUGUGUCAGCCACGCAAUGAGCAUAACUGCCAUCAUGCAUCAAUUGGUGACUGAGACUGAAAUUAUGAACGGUUGGCACGAAGCUUUUCAAUGGCAGUGGAAUGCGAGUCUCUCCACCAUUGGAUUUAUCCUAGCGUAUCCAACACAUGAUACUGCAAUCGUUGCUCGCAAAUUAAUCGAAGAUGCCAUCAGUGUACUUGAGCUUCUUGGAAAUCAUUUUGCUAUAGCUGCCAGUGCUGCCACUGUAGCUCGGGACCUUGUUGCUAAAGCUGACUUUCUCAUGAAUCGGCACAAUGGCUUAGCAUUAAAGGAUGCAGACAUGUUGAUUGGCCCUGAUCAGCUUGAAAGGAGUCAUGUUGAUGCUUUCACCAAUCAGCAAGACAAUAUGUUCUUAGAGAUGGACUCGAACAGCUUCGCAGGAUCAAUGGACUUCGCGUUUUCUCACAGCUUCGAAUGGCUUACUGCGGACAGUAGUAGCAUUGCUGAUAACUGGAAGUUUACACAAGACUAA
Messenger RNA from Mollisia scopiformis, 2220 nucleotides. Its product is annotated as fungal-specific transcription factor domain-containing protein. Gene Ontology annotation, biological process: positive regulation of transcription from RNA polymerase II promoter by galactose; DNA-templated transcription. The record is from RefSeq and is a predicted model, not a curated record. The coding region runs from base 1 to 2220 and encodes 739 amino acids. Gene Ontology annotation, molecular function: zinc ion binding; RNA polymerase II cis-regulatory region sequence-specific DNA binding; DNA-binding transcription factor activity, RNA polymerase II-specific. NCBI's taxonomy places the organism in Eukaryota, Fungi, Ascomycota, Leotiomycetes, Helotiales, Mollisiaceae. Gene Ontology annotation, cellular component: nucleus. The transcript is spliced from 2 exons.